This is a messenger RNA of Tilletiaria anomala UBC 951, 999 nucleotides long. RefSeq lists its product as uncharacterized. The transcript has 4 exons. The coding region runs from base 1 to 825 and encodes 274 amino acids. Lineage: Eukaryota; Fungi; Basidiomycota; Exobasidiomycetes; Georgefischeriales; Tilletiariaceae. The record is from RefSeq and is a predicted model, not a curated record.
AUGACGACAUUGCCUCAUUGGCACACGCCGCACAAACAAGGCGUACUCAACGGUAUACUUUGGCGUCGAACGCUUCCUCCUGACAAGGCCGCCUUUUGUGGCACGCGCGGUGGUGUUGAUGCGGGGCACGGGCGUGCCGUAGAGGGUACUGUCGACCGGCGCGCGUGCGCUGGUGGCGAAUCCACAGCCGAGCGGGCUGACCUCGCGAGACGCCAAGCACGCUCUGCAAACCUUCAAAGAAGAUUUCAGUGGUCGGCCACGGGCGAGUUUGCGAACGUGGUGCCGCAGCCAGCGCUGGUAUGGGGCGCAGCGGGCAUCAUUCCGAACAUCAGCACGGCGGCGUCGCCCGUCUACCUGAUCCGGCAGGCCAAUAUGGUCGCUCAAGAUGCGUGCCGCAUGCGGGCCGUCGCUGCUGCUGACGCCGCAGCUGGGGCUGAUUACUCAGUGGGCUACGUACGUGGCGGUCUGAUUUGUCAACCUCCGCGCGACCCACCGCGGUUGGGCGCCGGCGUGGUACACCUUUACCGCUUCUGGUUGACGGCGUUUGUGGGGAUAUCGAUUAUCGCGACGCUGGCAGGGACGCGGUACUACGACACGGACUCGUCACGCACGAGCCAGCACGGUGCGAGGUGGCAGCUGACGCGUCAGGUGGAGGCAGACGCCAAGCCAAAGAUUCGGCUGCAGCACCGCAGAGUGCAAGGCAAAAAGGGCGGCGGCUACCUCGAGGUCGGUAGGAUCAACAGCGACGUCGAGAGCGAGUCGCUGGGCGACGACGGCUGCAGCUACGUCCGCGUGCGCAGUCUCAAGCGCGAGGAGGGCAGAUAAGAGCGCGAGCGCACAAAGGCAAAACAGUAGGCGCAAAAGAAAAGUCAGCAGAACGACCAAAGGCAGCUAUACAUAACCAGCGGAUGCGAGCGUGGGAGCCGCCCUGACGAAGAGGCCCUAUCAUAGCCUGAACAGAAACCAUUGUAUCAUCAGUGCACAAAUGACGCAAUUUCU